Molecule: messenger RNA, 2316 nt
Organism: Trichomycterus rosablanca
Lineage: Eukaryota; Metazoa; Chordata; Actinopteri; Siluriformes; Trichomycteridae
Gene: rassf8a
Product: ras association domain-containing protein 8
Exons: 5
Coding region: 341-1660 (439 amino acids)
Biological process (GO): signal transduction
Source: RefSeq, a predicted model, not a curated record
GCGUAUACUGCACCCGCACCGCUACACAGCAUGAAAACUUUUCCUCUGCUCGUUAGUCCUUUUGCUUCAUUCUCUCCUCUCUCUCGUAUUCAGGAAAAGCUGUCAGACUGCCUGUAGAGCCGUUAGAACGGAUAUCCUCAUCCACUGCUUGUGUUUAUGCUCAGGAAAAUGAACAUUAUUAGCUGCUAUUGCCAGUUUCUUCAGCGAAGUUCAGACGCUGCGACGUCAGUUGAAGGAGAAAUAAUCCAGCCUGGCGAUUUUCUCCUCGCUACUCAGUAAAGAGUGCCAGUCUGGAGAAAUGAGGGAGCAGAGCUAAAGGCAGCCACUUUUCUGAGCCAGAAUGGAGCUAAAGGUCUGGGUGGAUGGAGUGCAGCGCGUGGUCUGUGGAGUCACAGAGGCCACCACCUGUCAGGAAGUGGUCAUCGCGCUGGCUCAGGCUAUAGGUCGUACUGGGCGCUACACACUGAUUGAAAAAUGGAGAGAUUCAGAGCGACACCUGGCUCCUCAUGAGAGCCCCGUGGCCUCCUUAAACACUUGGGGCCAGUAUGCUGGUGACGUCCAGUUUACUCUGCAACGCACAGGCCCUUCUCUCACCGAGCGCCCUCCAUCUGAGGGUCCCCCUGUUCAUCGGGGCCCCGAGCGUGGCCUUUACCGCCAGAGCCUUCCCAUCAUGGCCAAGCUUAGAGCCCAGGGCGAGCGAUCGCUCCGGCGUCGUGAACCACGCCGUAAAUCCCUCACCUUCACUGGGACUCCACGCAGCCUCAGAGACAUUCUUAAUGGCACCAGGAUUGGAGACAGUGACUCCAAACGCUGUGUGGUUCUGUUGAAUAAUACCCAGCAAGGCCUGGGGACAUCCCCAAGGCUUCCUUCACGCCGCCUGGAAGAGUUGACACGCCUCAUCAGGCUGCAGAGAGAUUCUCUAGCUGUUCUGGAGCACCGGACUGAGGCAUGUGAUGCAGAAUUGCAGGCAUGGAGCGGGAGGAGAACAUGCAGCGAGGACUCAUGGGUAGCCAUGACCGAGGAGAUCAUGUGUCUGGAGCAGCAGCUGUCUAGGAACCAGGUAGAGGUGGAAGAGGAGGAGUUCUGGGCCAGUGAGCUGCAGAUCGAGUGUGAGAGUGAGAGGCAGCUGGAGGAGCGACUGCAGGAGGUUUGCUCUCGGCUUCAAGCCUGCGAGGAUGAGCUGGAACAGAAGAUGACCUGUCUGCACAAUAUAGAGGUAGGACUGAGGUCUCAGCUGCAACAGGAGCAGACGAGGGAGAACCAGCACUGGAGCGAGGGAGAAGUGAAGGCCAGGCUGCAGACAGUUAAGGCUGAACUCAAGGCUCAGGCGCAGCACACAGCACAGCUGGAAAACAGCUGCAGAGCUGUGGAGAGAUCACUGAGCCACUCCAGUAAGAGACUACAGGACAGUCAGUAUGAGUUGGAGCAACUGACCAAAGAGCUGAGGCAGGUGAAUCUGCAACAGUUCAUCCAGCAGACAGGCACUAAGGUGACUGUGCUGCCCGUGGAGCCCAGUGAUGUGGAGACCAGCCCUGCUCCUCAGGACUCAGAUUUUGCAGCCCAGACUGGUUCACUAAAGAGGCCAGGAUCGUCCCAUGCUGUGGGGGUGCUACACAGUCUUAUCACUUCCACUCUAAACCCUGAGGGCAUCUACGUAUAAGGAAAACCACCAACCAUCGCUACACAUCCACAGAAACACUCUAGAACAGGUCCACAUAACAGCACCAGUUUUUUCUAAUUUGUGGAAUGCUGCAUUGUUUUGAAAGGCAAUCAUAGGAAGUGACUUGGCUGAAACAGAAUUGUAGUUACAGAAUAGCUGCAUGAAUAAAGAAGCAUGAAGGUAUACAGUCUAUGUUCUAGUAAAAAUACCUCAACACAAGCUCCAUCUUGCUAAUGCUGUUGUUUGAAGUGCCAGGCUGAUAAACUCCCCGAAGCGAAUAUUCUUUCAUUUUGGAAUUGGCUUCAUAAGCUUGCAGGUGUAUUAGGAAGGAUAAGUUACUUCAGAAAUGUGAAUAUCUAUUUUUUUAAAGCUGUUCUAUUAAUUCAUUAACAAAUUCAUGUGUUCAAAUAAGCAGUGUUUUACAUGCAGCUUUUUUUCUUUCUUUAUUUUACACGUGACAUCAGAACUCAUGCUAUUUUUGCAUUUUGUUUGUACUCCACAUUUAGGUUUUUCAGUUCAGUUUUUGCAAGGUCGAGCCAAAGACGCCUGCUAAUAUGUAUAUUUGGGUUGCCUUCACCCUGUUGCUCCGCUGCAGUUAUAGCAAUACGUCUCUGGCUUUAUAAUUAGCACAUUUUUAUCAUGUUUACUCUUCAGGU